CUCUCGGGAUGCACGCACAAAAUCGUCGCUGGUUCUGCCACAUUGUCCAGUGGGCGUCCAUGUCACGGUUCAGCCACUGAUGCCAAUCACCAGCAUGUAGUCAUGUUCAAAAAACCGUCUCUACUCUGCUCCUGUUGUGGCAGCAUCCAGCUGCUCAACUCGCCUUCCUCGAUUUCGCCGCAAUCGGCCACCUCAUCCCGACGACGUCCGCAUCCGUUUCGACUGCCUAGGCGCUUCGCCCAUGUUCACAGCACGAACCCUCUUGGUCCUGAGAGGGACUUCACCUGGCCAACUUCCCCUACCUUUUCGCCAUACGAGUUAUUCAAACUAGAACGGACCGCUCCCUAUUCGAAACGGCUUUUCUACGAACUUGCCAAAAUCUACCACCCCGACCGGCCAUGCAAUGGGCAUCCAUUGUGCAAAGAUCUUCCGGAAUCAGUCCGCAUGCACAGAUACAGGGUCAUAGUGGCGGCUCACGAACUCCUUUCCGAUCCAUCGAAGCGUGCAGCAUAUGACAGGUAUGGCGACGGAUGGCAUCAGCGCCGCGAGCUCUUCGGCGUUCAUGCUAAAAAGGAGCCCCGCCAAUCCACCACGGUCCGCUAUACCCACGGCAGGAAGAAUUCUGGUGAAGACAUAUUUAGAAAUGCUACCUGGGAAGAUUGGCAGGAAUUCUACGAGAAACGCGAUGGACGACCGAAGCAAGCCCAGACGGUGUCUCAUAGCACGUUCGCGUCGUUUUUAUUCCUCCUAGCGCUGUUCGGUGGCAUUGGUCAGGCAAUUACCGUUGGAAAAUAUUCGACGUUUGUACAGGACAAAGUGAAAAGUGUCAAUGAAAAAUGUGGACAAUUGCUUGACGGCCGAAGACAUGACACUAGGGAGCAUAUGAGCUCCCAGGAUGCCAGGGUUCAGAGUUUCCUAAUGAAGCGAGAUCCAUCGGGCUACGGGUUGAAGGAAGAAGAGGAAGAAACCUACCGACGCCUUCUCGGUGCACAUCGGACUACUGAUGUUAUAAAUGAUAUUGACUCGAUGAGAAAUGAGUCAGAAUAGAGGCGAUGCGGGUUUACAGAAUUCCCGUGGAAGCAAUAUUAUGAUUUUGGGUAUUGUUGGCGAAUCAAGGCGAACGGUGGGAUCUCCGCUCUUACAUAAAUACUCUCUACCAGGAAGAAUACGGUUGCUAUGGAUGUCGACCGGGGCCCGAUGAUUUCCAAAUCUAUACGGUUUGAUAUCGCGUAUAUAUCUUUGGCCUGAAUCAGCUGCUGAACUUCCAUUGUGUACAUACAAGUUUACAAAUUUUAACCGGACGGGUGUCGGCUAUCUCAUUUUCUUCGUUUGUGAUGUUGGAGGAAUGCCUUUUCUUGUCCGUAGAAAUCUUCAAACCACGGUAUUAUUGGUUUUCUCACUGCAGCAUAUUGGGCACUGGCGAAGUUGAGAUAAUAAUACGAUAUUUCACAUAACCGGAA
This is a messenger RNA of Coccidioides immitis RS, 1460 nucleotides long. RefSeq lists its product as uncharacterized. Lineage: Eukaryota; Fungi; Ascomycota; Eurotiomycetes; Onygenales; Onygenaceae. The transcript has a single exon. The record is from RefSeq and is a predicted model, not a curated record. The coding region runs from base 103 to 1047 and encodes 314 amino acids.